AUGCCUCGUCGUACAGCAAAUACCAGGUCGCAGUCGACACUGUCCUUUGGAGCUAAGGGCCGAGUGACUAAACCAGUCACCGCGCCAUCCCACAAAGCCAAGGCUCUCGAGUCAACUCCAUCACUUUCCGACAAAGCUGCCUCCACUACCCCAGAGCCCCAACAACUGUCCAUCACUCCAACCGAACCCUCCAAGCCCCAUGUUGCAGAGCUAGCGGUGCGACAGCAGGCUGCAGUCGAACACGAAGCGCCCCAAUCUGAAGAGGACAGGCGAGCACUGAAGCUGAACAAACAGGACAUCUGGCGAUACUGGCAGGCUCAAGAGAAGACUCGCAUGGCACCUAGGGCCCACCAAGAAGGCAUGGAGGUAGAGGAAAAGAUUCUCCGGCAUUUUGAUCUUUCCAGCCAAUAUGGGCCCUGCAUUGGAAUCGCUCGAGUCAAGCGCUGGAGACGUGCCAAUCAGCUGAAGCUUAACCCACCUAUCGAAGUCCUCGCAGUUCUGCUCAAGGGAAAGAAUACAAAGGAGCGGGCACAUAUUGAUGAAUUAUUAUCCUGA
Penicillium vulpinum is the source of this 555-nucleotide messenger RNA. Its product is annotated as putative DNA polymerase delta subunit 4. Gene Ontology annotation, biological process: DNA-templated DNA replication; DNA synthesis involved in DNA repair. Gene Ontology annotation, molecular function: DNA-directed DNA polymerase activity. The record is from RefSeq and is a predicted model, not a curated record. Gene Ontology annotation, cellular component: delta DNA polymerase complex. NCBI's taxonomy places the organism in Eukaryota, Fungi, Ascomycota, Eurotiomycetes, Eurotiales, Aspergillaceae. The transcript is spliced from 3 exons. The coding region runs from base 1 to 555 and encodes 184 amino acids.